Molecule: messenger RNA, 1618 nt
Organism: Rhinichthys klamathensis goyatoka
Lineage: Eukaryota; Metazoa; Chordata; Actinopteri; Cypriniformes; Leuciscidae
Gene: setd4
Product: SET domain containing 4
Exons: 10
Coding region: 132-1457 (441 amino acids)
Biological process (GO): peptidyl-lysine dimethylation; positive regulation of transcription by RNA polymerase II; peptidyl-lysine monomethylation
Molecular function (GO): histone H3K36 methyltransferase activity; transcription coactivator activity; protein binding
Source: RefSeq, a predicted model, not a curated record
CCUGAGCACGUGACCCGGUUGUGUUUUUGACCAUGUCACAUGUGGAUGUGUGUUUUGUUUCUAACCGAGGUUUAGAAUGAGAUUACACCCGAAACAAGCAUCAUGUAGCGCUGUUAUGUGGGAACUUUGAGAUGAAUAAAUCUGGGUGCCGUACUGGGAGAAGAGCGAGGAAAAAAAGACGGAAAAAACACGAGUCACAUGUCUCCAAAGUUACUCUGACUCACGAAGCACAGUUUGUUCUUUUGAGGAGAUGGCUGAAAGAAAGAGGAUUCACCUCACAGUCUCUCAUCCCUGUCAACUUCCAUGACACUGGAAGAGGGCUUAUGGCAACUCAGACUAUCAAGGCCAAAGACAUGGUGAUUUCCUUACCUGAGAAAUACUUACUGACAUCCAGCACAGUGAUGAAGAGUUACAUGGGUGACUAUAUAAAAAGAUGGCAUCCUCCCAUAUCUCCUCUUCUGGCUCUGUGUUGUUUCCUCAUUGCUGAGAGACAUCGUGGAGAUGCAUCAGAGUGGAGUCCCUACAUUAAUAUCCUCCCAAAGACCUACACGUGCCCUGUGUACUUGUCUGAUGACAUCAUUGGCCUUUUGCCUAAGACUCUCCAGAAAAAAGCUACAGAGCAGAAAGAACAGUGUCAGGAACUCUGCUGCUCUUCCCUGAUGUUUUUUAACUCCCUCCAGCCACUCUUCAACCAGCCCACAGAGGAGUUGUUUACCCAGGAUGCAAUGCGGUGGGCUUGGUGUAGCGUUAACACGCGUACGGUGUACAUGGAGCAUGAUCGGAGCAACUAUCUCUCCAGUGAGAAAGAUGUUUAUGCACUUGCACCGUACCUUGACCUGCUGAACCACUGUCCUAAUGUCCAAGUUGAAGCUGGCUUUAACAAAGACACUUGCUGCUACGAGGUUAAAAGUGUCCAAGGCUGUAAGAAGUUCCAGCAAGCAUUCAUCAAUUACGGUCCUCAUGAUAAUCACAGACUGCUUUUGGAAUAUGGCUUUGUUGCUCCUGGCAACCCCCACAGCGUAGUAUAUGUUGAUUUAGGAACUUUAAAGUUGUGUCUAAAUGAAAGAGACAAACAGCUAACACAAAAACUACUCUACCUGAAGGACAAUGCUUUUUUAAGAAACUUGACAUUUGGGAUGGAUGGCCCUUCCUGGCGACUGAUGACUGCACUGAGACUGCUGUCCUUGACACCUGAGCAAUAUAGUAGUUGGAAGAGUGUCCUCUUGGGGGCAGGAGUGAGCCGGGAUAGGGAAGAGUGGUGCAUUCAGUCUGCCCUAAAGCUUUGCAAUAACCUCACUGAUGGCAAUGUCAAAGCACUAGAGAGGCUAUCGCAGCUCAAACAGGGUGCAAACCUGUCUCGCCUUGAACAACUGUGUGUGGUGGAGAGCCUGAGACUAGAGGAGCAAAGGAUUCUGGAACACACACAAGUGGUUCUUCAAAACCUCCUGAGACAAUAGUCACUGUGGUAACAGUAGGGCAUUCCUCAUGCUGUCACUGCCAAGAUUUUAAACGCAAGCCAAGACUGAGUACAGAACCAACAGAUCCGGUUAACCAUUGUACUACAGCCCUUAACCCAAUCACCUCCAAUGCUACGGGAAAUAUGGAGUCCAAAAUACUU